AUGACCAGUCCUUCCUGCCGACGACGUGAUCUUCCAAAACUUCGUUCUCAAGACUCCGCUGAACUCUCGUCUCAUCAUCAACAAUCUGGUCUUCCACAAUCUUCUAGCUCUGUGACCAGUCACCACCAUUGCUUCCGUCAAGACCCCUUCCGCCUUAGAAGUUACCUUGGAAGCAGACAGGCAGCUUCGGUGGGAAGCGCCGGGAACACUGCAGCCGCUGGAGCGCUCGCAGCGGGCGAGGACACAAACCGAGUGCUGUGCAUGGCAGGAGGGAUGCCCUGGCGCCUCGCAGUCAUGUUGGUGUGGGCGUUGUUUUUCGCGUCUUUGACGGCCGCCGCGGAGAGUGAUAGUUCCUCUGCCCUCGUUGCGAAACUCACCGUAGCGAAGCUGAAGGAAGCCAUGAAGGAAGUGGUGACAGAAGUGCUCAACCAGAGAGACCGGAGCGCGAGGAACAACGCAGCCACGGAAAUUCCUCUGCACAACAACUGCACCGACUCGAGUGAAUACAACGACUGCCACUUAGUUGUACGGAAAAACCUCUGCAAUAACACGGAGUAUUUUGCUCGUUACUGCUGCCGCUCGUGCACUCUGGCCAAGCAGCUUCCCACUUACGGCCCUCAUCUGCGGCAUGUGGCUGAAGCGCCCAUCGUGGCCACCAUUCAGAGGGGGAAGACAGUGUUCCCACGCGGGGCAAAGGUCACCGUAGACUGCGACGUGGCGGGGUAUCCGGCGCCAGAAGUAGUGUGGAUGCGCACAAAUUAUACCAUCACGAGUUCGGAUAAAUACCAGUUAAAGGUGAGAGCGACACCCGGGACUUUGAUCCAGAAACUGCAGGCGGAACUCUCCAUCAAAGAUUUCUCCAACGAUGACAUGGGCAUCUACACCUGCAUGGCCAUCAGUCGCGUGGGACUCACCAAAACCAGUAUUUAUCUGUCUCAGGAGUUCCCCGUGCAAGCGGAGAUCACAACCGAAGUCAUCACCUACCCUGUCGGGGAUGACAUAACCCUCAACUGUCAAGUCAAGUCAUACAUGCCAUCCACCAUCGCCUGGUACAAUGGCGAGGAGCCGAUCGUGGAAUCCGAAAAGUUUAAAGUAGUAGAUAGGAAAAUGAAGGAAAACACUUUCGAAGUGUUGCGCAGCAGACUCACCAUCGUCAACGCCCAGAAGAAGGAUUCGGGCCACUACGUGUGCCGCGCGGCGAACGAGGAGGGGAUCGCUCGCAGCUCGAAGAAAAUAUUCGUAUCAGAUGCUGUUAUUCACCCGAACUGCACCGACAUCGCUGACUCGAAAGAGUGCUCGAACGACUACUCGCGGUGCAGCCACCAGGAGUAUGUCGCCAAGUACUGCUGCCGCACAUGCACCAUGACGGGGAUAUUGCCGCCUUGGGGACAGCAUCUCAUGACGGACGCGAAAGCGCCUCUGGAGGUGGACAUCACUCCGCCCUGGGGAACCUUCCCCUACGACUCCGAGGUGGAGCUGCACUGCACGGGCGGCUCCUACCCGAACAAGCCGAAUAUCAGGUGGAUGAAGGACGAGACUCCCAUUCAGGAAUCCGACAAGUAUCAAAUAAAGGAGGAGGUGCUGCAGCGCUCCUUCAAAGUGCAAGUGGUCUCCGUCCUGCGCAUCGCCAACGUACGCGUGAGUGACUCGGGCCGCUACCGGUGCGUGGCGUCGCGCGGGUCGGAGGUGAACGAGGAUUCCGGGUUGCUAGCUCGACACGAUUCCUGA
Molecule: messenger RNA, 1728 nt
Organism: Penaeus vannamei (Pacific white shrimp)
Lineage: Eukaryota; Metazoa; Arthropoda; Malacostraca; Decapoda; Penaeidae
Source: RefSeq, a predicted model, not a curated record